Molecule: messenger RNA, 2534 nt
Organism: Onychostoma macrolepis
Lineage: Eukaryota; Metazoa; Chordata; Actinopteri; Cypriniformes; Cyprinidae
Gene: ngly1
Product: N-glycanase 1
Exons: 11
Coding region: 173-2107 (644 amino acids)
Biological process (GO): protein quality control for misfolded or incompletely synthesized proteins; protein deglycosylation; glycoprotein catabolic process
Cellular component (GO): cytosol; cytoplasm; nucleus
Molecular function (GO): peptide-N4-(N-acetyl-beta-glucosaminyl)asparagine amidase activity
Source: RefSeq, a predicted model, not a curated record
AUUUUAUAGUUACAUGAAAAAUUAAACAACAAAUUAACAUAACCUACAAUAUUUCUUCCUGGAAUAUAUGUACCAGGCACAAAACGGACAGCUAUGAAUUCGCAACUUUGAGUAGAAGCAGGUUACGUGUUGUCUCACGGAUGUAUUUGCUGUAGAAGUUAAAUGAAUAAUCAUGUCUGGGUCUCAAGGAGUCACUGCUUUGUGUGAAAAUCCCACAGAAGUGUUUUUGGAUGUUUCUAAAUUGCUCAUUACAUACGCGGACAAUAUUCUUAGAAACCCAAAUGAGGAUAAAUACAGAUCAAUACGAAUCGGAAAUCCAACAUUUUCCACCAAGCUCCUACCUGUCAAAGGAGCCGUUGAAUGUCUCUUCGAGAUGGGCUUUGAGGAGGCUGAAACCCACCUGGUGUUUCCAAAGUCUGCAUCUGUGGAGAAGCUGAGGCAGGUGCGGGAGACAAUUGCCGCUGAAAGGGACCAGAGACUUGGUGCGAGUAAAGCUGCAUCCAGCCAACAAUGUGCCAGAGUUCCUCCAAGUCCUCCGCCAUCACUGCCCUCCGCUUCUUCUGCAGGCUCUGUGUCUUCUUCCUCUGCUGUUCCUACACCUGCACCAGCUGCUCUGCCAUUCACCUCGAGCAGAGUGACAUUUCUUAAGACUCUGCAGUCAAACUUUCAGCAUGUGUUGAUAUACGAGAGCCCUGAGUUGCAGCAGAAGGCUCUGAACUGCAUACCUCAUGAACUGCUCAGAUCCGGGGCUAAAGAACGCUUGAAACAAGCCAAGGAUGCAGAACCAGCAUGUAGUCUAGGUGAGGAAGACAUGUUGGUUCUAGAGCUGUUGCAGUGGUUCAAAGGGGACUUCUUUUCUUGGGUGAACAACCUGCCAUGUAGCCGAUGUGGAGGUGCAACCCAGCCUUCCGGAUCCCUCCCCCCCUCAAAUGAUGACCUACGCUGGGAUGCAGGCCGUGUAGAGAACCACUACUGUCACACCUGCCAACUCUCUACUAGAUUCCCAAGGUACAAUCACCCAGAGAAGCUUCUGGAGACCAGAAGAGGGCGUUGUGGGGAAUGGGCCAACUGUUUCACGCUGCUCUGCCGAGCUUUAGGCCUUGAGGGCAGAUACAUCUGGGACAGCACAGAUCACGUGUGGACGGAGGUGUAUUCUCAGUCGCAGCGUCGCUGGCUACACUGUGACCCUUGUGAAAACACAUGCGAUAAACCCCUCCUGUAUGAAGUCGGCUGGGGGAAGAAACUCUCCUACAUCCUGGCGUUCUCUAAGGACCAGGUUGUGGAUGUGACAUGGAGGUACUCCUGUAAACACCCAGAGGUCCUUUCCAGACGCACACAGAUUCAGGAGACAUGGCUGCUGCAUACGCUUAACGGUCUCAACGCUACAAGGCAGCAGUCUCUAGGAGCAGAGAGGAAGCAGCAGCUAUUGCAAAGACUGCUGGUGGAGCUGGUAGAGUUUAUUUCUCCAAAGACUCCUACAUCUGGAGAUCUGGGAGGUCGCAUCUCAGGAUCUCUGGCUUGGAGGGUGGCUCGAGGGGAGUCUGGGGCAAGUGAUGCUAAAGGGGAUGGACAGGAACAUGUCUUCAUUCCUUCAGAAUCUGAAAAGCAAAACAAGUUGUUCCACAUUUGCUAUAAUGUGGCCAAAAACUGUUACUUCAGACUGAGCAAUGGCCAAGAAACUAUCCCAGGGUGGCAGAGAGGUGCUUGGAGGACAGAAAAUAUGUUCAGGAAAGAAGAGAAUGACUGGCAGAUGGUGUAUUUGGCACGAACAGAGGGCUCUUCCUUCGGGAGGAUAAGCUGGAAAUUGAACUGCGCUCCAGUAGGGAUGAAGAUAAAGUCCGCUUCGGUCCGAGCCUUCAGCCAGAACUUCCAUUCAGGCAGCGUGCGUUGGAGUUUACGCUCUGCCGAGACCACCAUAGAGUUCCCUGGAGAUGGUGAACUGCACUCCUCUUCAAGUCUGUCCGGAGGCAAAGAGCUGAUUGUGGAGGCGGAGCUCACAGGAGGAGAGGGUGAAGUGUCAUGGCAACACGCUCAGCUCUUCAGACAGAGUUUAAAAGACAUGGAGAAAGUUUUAUUUGAAAUCUUGGUUGAAAUGGAAGAGUCUUGAUGAGAGAUUAGCAUGUAUACAACUCAUGCAAAUACACGUGAAAUACUAAUUAAAUGUUUCAUCAAAAGCAAGUUUUUACUUUCCUUUAAGAUACAACCCAGCAAUCAAGGGUUUUCUUUCAAAGCCCAGCAUCAAGUCUCAUCUGCAUGUCUUCAUACUGUAUGCAAUUUUCUCUUUUGUUUCCACUAGCCAGAAAUAUUUUACUGUAAAUUACUCAGGCUAGCAGGCCGGUUUUGAAAAUGUAACUAUUUUAUUGUAAUGUCAAAUAAAUGUGAUUUUAGAUGUAAACAAACUUGGAAAUGUAAAAUCUGCCAUUUUAUUCUUGAGUUUUAGGCAUCAUUUUAAAACUAACUUUACAUCAUACUUUUCUGUUCAUAAGUGUAAUGAUAUGACCUUUUAGCCAUACAUUAAAUUAUUGAAUUCUUCA